This is a messenger RNA of Cavenderia fasciculata, 180 nucleotides long. RefSeq lists its product as uncharacterized. The transcript has 3 exons. The coding region runs from base 1 to 180 and encodes 59 amino acids. The record is from RefSeq and is a predicted model, not a curated record. Lineage: Eukaryota; Evosea; Eumycetozoa; Acytosteliales; Cavenderiaceae.
AUGUGUAAUCUACUUGAAGUAUCAACUAUCAAAAGUAUAUUGAAUGUUUCUGUCUUUGUGUUUCUUUUCGAAAAGGUGAAAGGAACAUCAGCGCGCCAAAAUUCGAAAACAGGUCAUACACUACAUACAAAAUUCUUAAUGACAUAUAUUAAUAAUAAUAAUAAUAAUAAUAACAAAUGA